Messenger RNA from Bufo bufo (common toad), 1815 nucleotides. RefSeq names its product solute carrier family 1 member 7 (gene SLC1A7). The transcript has 12 exons. The coding region runs from base 1 to 1701 and encodes 566 amino acids. Gene Ontology annotation, molecular function: glutamate:sodium symporter activity; L-glutamate transmembrane transporter activity; neutral L-amino acid transmembrane transporter activity. NCBI's taxonomy places the organism in Eukaryota, Metazoa, Chordata, Amphibia, Anura, Bufonidae. Gene Ontology annotation, cellular component: plasma membrane. The record is from RefSeq and is a predicted model, not a curated record. Gene Ontology annotation, biological process: L-glutamate transmembrane transport.
AUGGCAGGAGCUCUGGACGCAGUACUGGCUAGAGUCAAGGAUGUGUGCAAGAGGAACGGUCUGCUUAUUCUCUCGGUGCUUUCUGUUAUUGUGGGAUGUCUCUUGGGAUUCUUCCUCAGGACAAGACGUCUCAGCGUGCAGGAGAUUAAUUACUUUCAGUUUCCUGGAGAACUGCUUAUGCGGAUGCUGAAGAUGCUCAUCCUGCCCCUUGUGGUUUCCAGCUUGAUGUCUGGCUUGGCUGCUCUCGAUGCUAAGACGUCCAGUCGUUUGGGUAUUUUCACCAUUGCCUACUACUUAUGGACCACCUUUGUGGCGGUGAUUGUGGGAAUCAUCAUGGUAUCCAUCAUCCACCCUGGGGGUGCAGCCCAGAAGGAGAACACAGAACAUAGUGGGAAGCCGGUUAUGAGCUCAGCGGACGCUCUGCUGGACCUGAUCCGGAACAUGUUUCCUGCAAAUCUGGUGGAAGCAACUUUUAAGCAGUAUCGCACCAAGAAUAUACCAGUGGUGAAAGGUGGGAAGACGACUUCAUCAGAAAGUAUGACUCACAGAAUCCUCAUCUAUGGGAUCCAGGAUGAAAAUGGAUCACAUAUACAGAACUUUGCUCUUGAUAUCACCCCUUCCCCAGAUGUAGUCUACAAGUCAGAGCCCGGAACCAGCGAGGGGAUGAAUGUACUCGGAAUUGUCAUAUUUUCUGCCACCAUGGGUAUAAUGCUGGGUCGCAUGGGAACAAGCGGAGUACCUCUUGUUAGUUUCUGCCAGUGCCUGAAUGAGUGUGUCAUGAAAAUUGUAGCCAUUGCCGUGUGGUACUUUCCGUUUGGGAUUGUCUUCCUUAUUGCAGGCAAGAUCCUGGAGAUGGAUGACCCUACAGCAAUUGGGAAGAAGCUUGGAUAUUAUGCCAUCACUGUAGUUUGUGGACUGGUGGUGCACGGCCUUUUUAUUCUUCCCAUCAUGUAUCUGUGUAUCACAAAGAAGAACCCCAUUGUCUUCAUCCGAGGAAUACUACAGGCUCUGCUCAUAGCCCUGGCCACAUCCUCCAGUUCUGCCACGCUGCCUAUAACAUUCAAGUGUCUUCUGGAAAACAACCACAUAGACAGACGUAUCGCGAGGUUUGUGCUGCCGGUUGGAGCCACCAUCAAUAUGGAUGGGACCGCCUUGUACGAAGCAGUAGCUGCCAUCUUUAUUGCACAAGUGAACAAUUAUGAGCUUGAUUUUGGCCAGAUCAUUACCAUCAGCAUUACAGCAACAGCAGCCAGCAUUGGGGCAGCAGGGAUUCCCCAAGCAGGCCUGGUUACCAUGGUGAUCGUGCUGACCUCUGUCGGCUUGCCGACUGACGAUAUUACCCUGAUCAUAGCAGUAGACUGGGCACUAGACCGUUUCCGGACCAUGAUUAAUGUGCUGGGAGAUGCAUUGGCCGCCGGGAUCAUGGCUCAUAUCUGCAGGAAAGACUUUGCCAAGCAGACGGGGAGAAAGAGUUUAGUGCCUCUCAUAUGUGAGACCAAGCCUAUAAGUAUCCACCAGAUCAUGGCGUACCAACGGAAUGGAUGCGUGAAAAGCCGCAGCGCCCCUCACCUUUCUCACACGGAACAAGAGUUUCACCAAGUUCAAGUGGAUCCUGAGCCUGAAGCUCCUGAACCUUCCAAAAAAUGCACAGAAAAAGAUCACUGUACGAUAGAGAUCAGCGAACUUGAGACGAAUGUGUAACCACAGGUUAUGGACUCCUCUAGAGACAGAGCAGGUCCUACAUCAACUUACACCUGGAGGUGGGAUGCGAAUGAUGUUCAUCACAUCACCUACAAAAGGUGGCACAUCAGUCAA